Molecule: messenger RNA, 1199 nt
Organism: Hordeum vulgare subsp. vulgare (domesticated barley)
Lineage: Eukaryota; Viridiplantae; Streptophyta; Magnoliopsida; Poales; Poaceae
Product: short-chain dehydrogenase reductase 3b-like
Exons: 1
Coding region: 229-1035 (268 amino acids)
Source: RefSeq, a predicted model, not a curated record
GUGUAGGCAGUAGUACAACUGCUUAUAAUUCUAAUUCCUCGAGAAUAUAUUACUGCCGACGCGGUUACAUUGCUAGUUUAAAGCAAAGUAUGCCCUAUAUAAACCCAUCCACGGCACAGAUGAUGUAAACCAACACAUCCACAGCACGCCGUUCAUUCCGGCGGCCUAAGUUAACCGCGUGCGGUGCUGCGCGGUGCUGUGCAGGACAGAUCAGCCGGCGGCGUCACCAUGUCGAGGCCGAGGCUGGACGGCAAGGUGGCCAUCGUGACGGGCGGCGCGAGUGGCAUCGGCGAGGCGGCGGCGCGGCUCUUCGCGGCCAGCGGCGCCACGGUGGUCAUCGCCGACAUCCAGGACGCGCUGGGCGAGGCGGUGGCGGCCUCCGUCGCCGAGUCCAGGCCCGGCUCGUGCACGUACGCGCGGUGCGACGUGACGGACGAGGCCCAGGUGGAGGCCACGGUGGCGGCGGCCGUGGCGGCGCACGGCCGGCUCGACGUCAUGCUCAGCAACGCCGGCGUGCUGCUCCCGACGGGCCCCGUGACCGACAUGGACCUGGCGGGCCUCGACCGCGUCAUGGCCGUCAACUUCCGCGGCGCGGCGGCGUGCGUCAAGCACGCCGCGCGGGCCAUGGUGGCGGCCGGCGUGCGGGGCGCCAUCGUGUGCACGGGGAGCGUGGCGUGCGUACAGGGCGGGUUCGGCCCGGCCUCCUACACGGCGUCCAAGCACGCGCUUCUGGGCCUGGUGCGCGCCGCGGCGGGCGAGCUCGGGCGGCACGGCGUGCGCGUCAACCUCGUGUCCCCCGGCGGAGUGGCCACACCGCUGAGCUGCGCGGUGGUGGGCGUCGGCGCGGAGGAGAUGGAGGCCAUGACGGAGGCGCACAACGUGCUGCGCGGGAAGGUGCUGCGCGCGUCCGACGUGGCGGAGGCCGCGCUGUUCCUCGCAUCCGACCAGGCGGGCUUCAUCAGCGGACACAACCUCGUCGUCGACGGCGCCACCACCGCCGUCAACCCCGUCGUGCUGCAGUCCGUCGGGCUGUGAUCUGUGCCACCCACUCCGAUCAUCUCAUCAGCUCUCCUGAUCUGUUCAUACUACAGCAGCAGUUAAUAAUUAGUAGUAUUAAUAUUGUGAUGCCACGAAAAAUAUAUUGAUGUUGUGAGUUGUGACAUGAUGAGAACGUCAUAAUACUACUACUACUAUACUUA